ACUUUCUUAAAAUCUAGCUUAUAGUAUAAGUAAUAAAUAGUUGAAAUUUAUAAAAUUAAUUAAAGCUACAAUGCACCAUGAAGUCGUAAAACAAAUCGUUUCUAUUACAUAGGAUUUUUUCAGGAAACAUGAAGUUAUUUCAUUUCUAUAGACAAGCCUUUUGUAUAUUUUUAUUAGCACAAUCAUUAUUUAUAGCUGUUAGGUCAAUUAGCAUAGCGACGAUAGUACCACCGAAAGUAAACCGAGUUCUUCAAAGAGCAAACAUAAGUGACGUUAAUUUACUUAUUAAUGGAUCCAGAAGAAUCAUAAAUGGAGAAGAAUCUGGGAACAGCAGACCCUAUAUGGUAUAUUUAAAACUUCCAUCGAGCAAUGUUAAGUUUAACAACUAUCGGCACUGGCUCUGCGGGGGCGUGAUCAUACACGACGAGUACAUUCUCACAUCAGCCGCUUGUAUUGAAGAUGCGAAACAUUUUUAUGUUGUAUCUGGGACACAUAGGCAUAACGAAGAAGACGAUCGUCAUAACAACGAUUGUGUAAAAAACGGGGCAAAGAAAGCAGUUUGGAAAUGUAUUCCACGAAAUUACGUAUUCGAUGGGCACGAGAAUGACAACAUAAGAUGGAUGAACAACGAUAUAGCUAUCGUCAAAGUUGAAGACGAAUUUGAUUUUACAAGACGAAUACGGGGAUGUGACUUUAUACCAAAACCAAUUUGUUAUAAUAACCAAAGCAGUACAUAUGAAAAUCCUGACAACAGAGCCAUCAUAGCUGGAUGGGGUACCACAGAGAAAUACAAUGAUUGGGUUAAUCGGCGCAGUCAAUCAAUUACUCAAGAACUUUUGGAAACAACUGUGGUAUUGAUUUCAAAGAAGCAUUGCAAACGACGUUGGGGCUCUCGUUACCACAAUAUCAUCGACAACUAUAUGAUUUGUUCCAAGGACAUAAAUACAGAACUAAGUGAUGUUUGCAAUGAUAAAUACGUAGAAUGCACAGAUAUAAUGUAUUCCGAUGAAGAUGAAGGAACACGUCGAAUACUUAACCCUGAGAAACUAGUUCUACAUUCAGCCUUCCACAAUGAAUCUGGGAGGAGACAAACAUCUGGCGGUGGCUUCUGUGAGAAUGACCACGGUGGUCCAUUAAUCUAUGGAGAAGGUUCAAAUGCUAUGGUUAUUGGGAUCAUAUCAGCUUGUCUCGUCAAAGAGCGCACGAACAAGUGCUACGGGCCGUUCCUCUACACCAGCGUCUAUAAGAAUAGAGUGCUCAUAAAUUGUGCCAUUUAUAAAGAUGUCAGAGGCGAUUGUUCAAAAUUGUUUCGAUCCAGCAAGUCAUACAGAGAAGAACAUAUGAACUGGUCAGAUCACCCCGACGGGCCAGCUAUGCAUGAAGUAGCCAAAAUGAGAAGAAUACGAGCAAAUUCAAGAACCGCAGCUUUAGAAACAAUGAAGUAUGAAAACAGUACCCUGGGAACAUUUUAUGAUCAUGCGGAAAUGAGAUUAGAAAAUACAAAUAUAAGUUCUACGAAAUAAAUUGACGCAAUAAUUUU
Molecule: messenger RNA, 1540 nt
Organism: Nymphalis io (European peacock)
Lineage: Eukaryota; Metazoa; Arthropoda; Insecta; Lepidoptera; Nymphalidae
Exons: 10
Coding region: 129-1523 (464 amino acids)
Biological process (GO): proteolysis
Molecular function (GO): serine-type endopeptidase activity
Source: RefSeq, a predicted model, not a curated record